GCCGCGCCGUCUCUGUCCGGCCAACGGAAUUGAUAAUUCGCAGCACGAUCCAUCGACCGAAGAGGACACCGAUCAUGUUCCUCGAUAUCGAGGGCUAAGUGGGUGACGAGACCCGCAAACUCGGUCGACGAGUACGUCACCGAGUCUUAGUGAAUUCCUCGUACACGGAUUUUGAUAUCGUGAUCGAUUGUGGAAGGAAGUGUUAGUAAGUGACUGAUCGAGAUCAGUGAGUGAAAAUCGCGUACGCAUUGAACUUGGUAGACCUAAUCGAUAUUCGGGAUACCCACAAUGUCCUACUAAGGAAACUUCGCUGACAGUGAUCUGGUUACUGUAGAUUCGCGGCAGGUGCCGUUGAAUCAUCGCUACGGUCGCAGAGUACGUCACGAUCAGAUUCGGUGUACCUAUAAAAAUGCAUACGCUGUUCGGUGAACAGAAUGCUUACUAUCGGCACGCAACGGCCGUUCCCGUUGGAAUGGGAACCCCGUCUUAUCCGGGAGUGGGUGCCGCGCCAGGAUACUACGAGCAGUAUCGCUACGGUGGCUACGCGACGGCUGCGGGCUACCCGGUAUCGGGUAUCACCCAGCAGCACAUCCACCAUCCAGGUAAGGAUAUGGUGAAACCGCCGUAUUCUUACAUCGCCCUGAUCGCGAUGGCCAUACAGCACGCGCCCGACAAGAAGAUCACCCUAAACGGCAUCUACCAGUUCAUCAUGGAACGGUUCCCUUACUACCGCGAGAACAAGCAAGGCUGGCAGAACUCGAUCAGACACAAUCUCAGUUUAAACGAGUGCUUCGUGAAAGUUCCGAGAGACGACAAGAAGCCAGGAAAAGGAAGCUACUGGUCGUUGGACCCGGACAGUUACAACAUGUUCGAUAACGGUUCUUAUCUGAGACGUCGUAGGCGCUUCAAGAAGAAGGACGCACUGAAGGAGAAAGAGGAAGCUCUGAAAAGGCAGUGCUUGGCGCCCGAGAAACGCAGCCAGGACGAGGCGAAGCCCAGCAACAUCGUGAUCCCUCCGCCGUCGGACGCUUCGAGCAAGAAGCUGAACUCGCUUGACACCGCGCUGUGCAAACCGAAGAGGGAACCGGUGAACGACGCCGGAAGUCACUGCAUGGCCGUACAGGCGAAAUACGGUCUCCACAGUCCGAUCCAGGACACGAAGACGACGGCGACGACGACGGCCGCCGUCGCUGUAGCCGGCCAGAGCGUCAUACAAACAGCCCUGGGUCACCAGGUGCACCCGACUCAUCAGGUACACCAGGACGCUAUUCAGGACGUCUCCAUGGGCCUGGACCCCACCAGCUUCAGCGUCGAUGCCCUGAUGACGACGCGGGAGAACACCGCCACUCUGAUGACCAGAGACAACCAACACCACACGCAUCACCCGCACGGUCUCCAGCAUCCUCAUCCUCACUCGCACUCGAUCAUGACGAGCAGAGAGUCGAUGGGUACCGGAGUCGUGUCCAGGGACCAUUUGUCGUCCGUUUGCACGACCACGACCACGACCACGGCCGCCGUCGCCGCUAUGAUGGCCACCUCAGGGUAUGGACACGCUAGCACCGUCUCCAGGAGCAACGGGUCGCCACCCGGAACCAUGUACGCGCCUUAUUGCGCGCCCACGGCUGGUUACAUAAUGGACCACGCCGAAUACAAUUCGAGAAAUCAUAACAACACCGCCGGACACUCGCAAUGGUACCAAGAGGCAGCCAGCCCUGACACCGCCGCCAUUUAUCAGGAUACCCAAUCGCCCAGCUGUCAACUUUAUAGAUCCAGCCCUCCCACUCCGCUGUCGACGAGUGCAGCCCCGUCUCCGCCCUUGUACCAUAGAUAUUACCAAGACUGCAACACGGUCAACACCAGUGGCAAUUUACCGAUCACGCUGCACAAAUACUGAGAAUACCGAAAUUCAAGGCCUCAUCGAGGCCUUGAAGAGCAUCACCCCGAUCACUACGACUCGAACUUGGUUUACGUGAAGCAAGAGUGGAUUCCCAGCACGGAAGAGCUCGCCAAAGAGUGGAAUUAGAUAAGUCCUAAAUUCUGAUCCAAAUGGUGAAGUAAAACGGUGAUUUCUCGAAACUGUUAACCGCGGAGGGAGUACUUAGCACGUCUUAGCGCAACAAUGAAUGUUAAAUAGGGAAAAAAUUAGCGAUACGAUGGAUUGUUCGAGUUAGCUGAUUUUUACUUUGAGCUUUUCAAUUUUGUAAACGAUCCCGUCGAUCGAGAUGUCGAAACGCGCUUGACAUUUCGAAGUCGUUAUCGCGAUUAGCGAACACGUGUCCCAACUGUUCGGACGCAAAAAAGUGGUACACGUAUGCGUGUGACCGAACGAGCCCGAGGAUUGACACAUAACCUCAAAGCCGAGAGACAAUUUCUUUUAUCUCUCCUCGGGCUAUGGAAAAAGUUCGGAGAGUAAUUGAACUCCGUUUCGAAAAACUUCUUGUAACUUUUUUCAUCGUUGUCCUCUUGAUUAUCCUUUAAAUUAAAUCUCAACAUUGUCGUUGACUUUAUUUCCCGUUGGACUGGGUAGAAGACGUAAAUUUAACCGUUGUGAAGGAAACUGAGUAUUUAUCGAAGAGUUUUACUGCCAUGCUUUCAUUUUUGUCUGAAGAACGCAGAGUAAUGUUUUCAUAAAGAGGAUAGUUGCCUUCAUGAAGGUUAGGUUUAGAUGCCUUUGGUUUCCGAAGCAUCUGAUCGCGCUUAUCACGGCUAGAAUCAUUCAUUAAUGAAUCGGAAGUGCGAGUGAAGCGGGAUCUGCCCCAAGAAAACAGUUGUGAAUAUCAAUGAUGAUCGUAGUCACCUGAGCAAACAAAGGCAAGUCUCCGUCCUGACCUACUCUAAUUUGACCGAUUCGAAAUACCUUUUCUCGCAGUGCACGUCGGCCAACGAUUGUUACAACUGUGAAAACUUGCUACACAUUAACCGGAUAAAAAUAAUAUCCUGGAAAUUGCACCGGAAUUGCUUGUACGCGUUGCUUUCGUCACGUACGCAUCAUCGGUGCUUUUAACGACGAUGAUAGCAUCCUUCGAUCGCAUUCGAGCAUAAAAAUCGGCCAUUUUGCAUCUCACCACGAUUUAUGAUCCUUCAGAGGUUGCACAAUCUGUACAUUUCUCAUUUAAAUCACGCUUUUUGUUUGUUGGAACAUUUUCAUCCAUCUUUUUGAUACUAGGCUGAUCCAUGAUGGCGGAUUGUGCUAGUUGAAAGACGUUCGUGAAAGUUUUUCCUUAGGUAAUUUAGUGGAAUGAGACGAGUACGUGAUAGAAUUGAUUGUAAAAGAAAAACAAGUGAUAUCGAGAGGGUUUCGUGUCUCGUCGUUUGUGCAUUUAUUUAUGUAAAUGUCAUUCCUUGCAACCGAUUCGUGCUUCGUAUUAAGGGUAUUGCUAUCGAUAUUAUCUGAACGAAAUAUUCAUGAAACUGUAAUAUCCAUAAGCAACGCGUAAUUUUAUCAUUCGAAAAUCUAACUUAGAUUAAGUUAGGUUAGGUCUGAAGUUUUAACAAAAAUAUACGAGUUUGAAUGAUAAAAUUAACGAUACAUCGAUAUUUUCCUACUAGAUAUUCUAGAUUUACUUGUAGGAAUAUUUCCUUUCGGAGAGAAAAGGAAAGGAUCUUCCUAGUGGUUCUCCCUCUUUAGUGUCUCUAAUACAGUCCCUAGAUAUCCUCACAUUUAGAUCCGAAAGACACUAGAAUUUCUAAAGUAUCUAUAAUGUUUAGACUUCCUAAAAUUUCUAGAGUAGCUAUCCCAAAGUCUGUGGAAGUUUUUAAAAAUACUCUCACAAUCAAAUUCCUAAGGCAGACGCCUUAUACUGAUCUACCCAGAAUUCCUACGGCGUCGAGCCCCCGGCGUAGGGAAAUAUCGAAGUUCUAACGUAUGGUUUAUAAUCGAUAGCAGCACUUACAGAUCGAAUGCACCGGAUUGGUUGAAUCGACGAGAGCUGAGAUAUAUAAUAUAUUUAUUAACGACAAGGUCAUGUGAAUAGUUGACGAUUGAAACGAAAUCGUAUAGUAGAUAGAUCCCUGCGUGUAUAUUAUUAAAGAAAGAGUAUAUAUAUAUAUAGAUAUAGAUUGUAUAGAUGAAACUAUAUAU
Molecule: messenger RNA, 4081 nt
Organism: Megachile rotundata (alfalfa leafcutting bee)
Lineage: Eukaryota; Metazoa; Arthropoda; Insecta; Hymenoptera; Megachilidae
Gene: croc
Product: forkhead box protein crocodile
Biological process (GO): cell differentiation; anatomical structure morphogenesis; regulation of transcription by RNA polymerase II
Molecular function (GO): RNA polymerase II cis-regulatory region sequence-specific DNA binding; DNA-binding transcription factor activity, RNA polymerase II-specific
Source: RefSeq, a predicted model, not a curated record